Neocloeon triangulifer is the source of this 4432-nucleotide messenger RNA. RefSeq names its product testis-expressed protein 2. Gene Ontology annotation, cellular component: endoplasmic reticulum. The record is from RefSeq and is a predicted model, not a curated record. Gene Ontology annotation, molecular function: lipid binding. The transcript has 18 exons. The coding region runs from base 333 to 3179 and encodes 948 amino acids. Lineage: Eukaryota; Metazoa; Arthropoda; Insecta; Ephemeroptera; Baetidae.
UGAGUGCGAGCGAGUCGAGCGAGCAACAGAGUCGCGAGUGAGUCUGCGAAAUUAAAGGACAAAAACACAAAAGAGACGCUCUCUUCGGGCAGCUCGCGAGCACCGGACAUGUCCAGGACGGCGCCGUCGUCGUGUCCGAGCAAUUUGUGAGCCGCGGCGUGCGGUCAUGGAGCGGCGAAGUGCGGCCAAAGGCCUGCCUGUCACUUUCCAGGCGAAAUCACUCACAGACCUGUAAAAUUUGUCGCCUCUAACUUUAACUAACAACCUGCAUCUCCGCUCUUCUUGUGCUUCUAACCACAGACUAACCAAACCACGGUAUCUGUCGCAAAACUAUGAGCAAGAGACCUGCUGGAAAAAUAACCCUCAGCAUGCUUAAAGGCAAACCCAUAACCACCUCGGUGCCCAGCUUUUCGUUUCGCUUCAACGCGGAGGACGAGGAACUGGAGGAAUUGCACCCCGAGGAGCACCUCGAGUUGCCAGAGGUGCCCGAGGAGCAGGUGAGCGGCGGCGCCUCUCACUCACCGGUCCACAGCAGCACUCCUCACAAUCCUUCCACCUCACGUGACCCGUCACCGAUGCACAAAGUGGUCAAGAGAUCGGCCAGUCUUGAGGAUAGCACUGGAUCUAGCAACACCAUGCGGCUUUUUAAUGAGCUCAAGGGGAAGAUCACCAAGACGGUCGAAGAGAAGCUCAGUGAAAUCAAGAGUGAGAAGAAAAACAAGACUGUCGAAGAAAAACGGAAAAUGCUCACCAGCAAGGAGAGUUCUAGCGUUAGUGACUCAGAAGAGUGCACCGCCCCCAGCACAGGCAGGAUUGAUGACCAGAGUCCCAGUCUGCAGAGCACUGUCCCCAGCACCCCAGGCACCGCAACACCUGAGCUAGAGGUCUCUUUGCCCAUUGACAUUCCAAAUGCCGAAGCAAUGGCCGAGGAGCCAGAUUUUCCCAUGGACUCGUCAACUCCAAAGAAGAGCCUGCCUACAACUUUAGAGGCGCCGUUCAAGAGCAAAGGCCGACCGAAAAUAACUUCAGAGUUGCGGCGCAGGAAGAAAAGCACUUCUAAUGAUAAGGUGAUGACCAUGUCCAAGAUCGGUGACCCCUAUGGUGAGGAUGACGAGAUUGAGUCGGCUGUGGAAGUUAACGAGGAGUCAAACUUGAGUGAGCAAAGUGUGGCCAAAAUCGAGCAGCCUGCACCAAACAAGGAUAUCAAGGACACAUCAUGGUCUUAUUCUGGAAAUUUGCUGCAUCUGCUUGGGCAGAGAACGGUCCAAGUCACUCUAGCCUGGCCUAUUUUUUGUGUGCUGCUGCCAGUGCCGAACUUUUUGAGGGACUUUGUGCUGGGCGCCUUGGUGAUGCACUGCUUCUACACAGCUUUCCAGUGGCUGACCGAGCCAGUUCCAUCCGAGCCAGAAAAGCCCUUGCUGAUUCCUGAUUUCAGUGCCCUGCCAAUCUUGAAGGUUCCUUCUGUGAAAGAGCACUCGCCCGUUACCAGAUUCGAAGGAUGGAUGAAUGAAUUUCCAUCUGAAUACAACCCUGAGACUUACCUCAUUAACCAAACCAGAUCAGUUUUCGUAAGAUUGGACGGCUCGAUGCUGAGAAUUUCCCUGACAAGGCAGAAAGUUCGGAAGCGUGCAAUGUGGAACGAACCACCACCGAGACGCAACUUUUACCACCAAAGAAUUUUUGACAUUGCUAAGUGCACUAUUAAACUAUUACCAGACGGAUUGGCUAGAAAAAGGAUGUGGAGCAAAAAAUAUCCCAUAUGUAUCAUGCUGAGACGAGACUCCAGAAUUGGAAUCACUAUUCCUGAAAAUGAUUCCUUCAAGGAAGUUGUUGAUGAUCAUGCCGAAGAUGAGGAGUUUGAGGAAGAAAAUAGUGAGGACGAAACGUUUUGUCUGGUGACCAACUCCAUGGUCGAUCAGCAGCAGCUCAUUUUGUUUGCCAGAACUGACAGGGAAAAAGAUGAAUGGUUGCGUCGACUUGUGGCUGCUAGUAAAUGCCUCAGCACUCCUGACCAGGAGGACUCUGUGACGCCAUCAGUCGAAUCCUCAAACGUUCCUGAAUUGCGGGUCUCUCCUCAGGGUACACCAGAGCACCGACCUCUGUCUUUAGAAGUUGAACUGCAUCAGCACAUCAGCAAGUUUUUACAACAGACUUCAAGUACAUCUGGAAGUUUGUCCAGCAGUCCUAAAAACAGCCCCGUUGGCAGCCCUGUGAAGUGCCCUUUGAAUAAAGCACCUGAAACUAUCAAAGAGUCGGAAGAACUACCCUCAGUAGGAAUUCCGCCACCUCCAGCAGACACGGCCUGGUUCAAUGCUCUGCUGAGCAGGGUUUUGUUCGACGUGCUGCGGGACAGUCAGUGGAGCGAGUGGGUCCGAGAUCGGAUUCAGAGAAAACUUAGCACAGUCAGGCUGCCUACAUUCAUGGAGGAGUUGACAGUGUCCGAGUUGGAUCUGGGAACCGCUUUGCCUGUGGUGCACCGCACUUCAUCACCACACAUGGACAACAGAGGUCUGUGGGUUGACCUGGAUGUUAGUUACGAAGGCAGCGCCAAAAUUUGUGUCGAAACGAAGCUGAAUUUGGUCAAAUUGACAAAGGCAGACAGUUUGGAAAGCAGCUCUGGUUCCAACAAGGAUGGACCAAGUUUGGCCACCAUUGAGGCAGUGCAGAGAAAAACCAUUGGGAAGUCUCCUAUUUUUGACAGUGAUCUUGAAGACAGUGCUGAAUCUUCAUCAGACGAAGACACAAAUGAAGUUUCGGCAGAUGACAACUCAGCGCCUGGUGCGGGAAGUAGCGGAAUGGGCAAAAUGCUAUUCAGAAUGGCCACAAAAAUAACUACAUCUAAAUAUUUUCAACAGGCAUCUGAAAUAAGUUACAUUCGUCGAGCAAUGGAAGAAAUGUCAAAUACCAGAGUCAUGGUGCAUGUAGAAUUAAAAGCCCUGGUCGGAGUUCUUGCCAUCAACAUUCCCCCUCCACCGUCAGACAGGCUGUGGUACGGAUUUAGAGGAAACCCUGAGCUGCGUCUGGCUGCCAAGGCCAAGCUGGGUGAGCGCCUGGUCACUCUCUCACAGGUCACCGACUUCAUCGAGAACAAGUUAUGCAUCGAGUUUCAAAAAGUUUUUGUUUUGCCCAACAUGGAUGAAUUGAUCAUUCCUGUUAUGAACGGCCGAGUCCCUCAGUAGCGGGGAAAACAUUCUUGAUCUGCGACUUGCUUUCAGUUGUUUAUUUUUGUAUAUGCCUGAUGUUUCAUUAUCUCUUGCAAUCCGUGACAGAUCACUUUAAAUUAAUGUUAAUAAAUAUAAGUUAUGUGACAUUGACUUAAGUUAAGUAGCUGGCAGUUAACUGUAUUCUUACAAUGAGUAAGUCAAAUCUGCACUGAGUGUGGCUCUCUUUGGAAUACUUGUGUUCACUCUAAAGCAGAGAAUUCUUGUAAUUUCUUCUUUCUUAGCUGUUAAAAUCAAGUAUUUUGGAUAUGAAUUUUUCAUCCUAUGAAAACUAACGUCCUUGUGGCUUUGAAGAAAUUUAAAAAUUCGCAAAAUAUUUUCCUGCAAAUGCAUCUCUAUAUCUCAUGUUAAAAUUUUUAAUAAUAAUCAAAAUUUUAAAUUUCAUAAUAAUAUCAAGUUUAAUAACAAUAUCAAUUUACAACAUAAUUAUAAAUUUUAAUUCACUGCGUUUCGACUCUGCCUAAAAUAUCUUUGACUAGUUCAUUUUUGAAACUUCUCUCUUUAGGUGCAUAUAUGGUCCGAAAAUCUUAAAGACUGAAACUGGAAGUAAAUUAAAAGACCCAAUCAAAAGGCAUGAGUUGAAACUACCGUACUGCACACGUUUUCCGAUUUCCAUUGUGUGUUGAGGUAAAAUUUAUUCAUCUUCCUCAAAUAUUUGCCCUUUCAAGACUGCUUUAGAGCGAAAAAAUGACAUUUUGUUGCGACUGAAAUGUGUAUUUAAUUUUUUUUUUACAUAUCUUCAAAAUCUUUUUACUUGCAGGAGUCGAUGUUGUGUAUUAGAAAUUUUGUGUUUAGCUGAAUGUGAUAACUGGAGUAAAGUUAGAGCAUUGAUGGUGAGCAUUUAGUGAUCUGUUAGAACAGAGUCGUAUUAAGGGCAAACAAUAAUUAUUAUUAGCCGGUAGUUAACUGCAGCUCAGUCCCCAUCAAGAGACAACAGUAGAAACUAUGUUUUGUAAAACAAAUAAGGCAUCCUUUGAAAACAUUGCAAAAUUGUAUUUUAAACUGAAAAUAUUGUUUCUUGCUGAGAUUUGAAGCUGCAGAUUUUUAUUGAACCAUUAUGCUUAGCUGGAAUAGUUGCAUCUUUUUUAUAAGACAAUGUGAUAGCUCCACAAGGCCUCUCCCAAAAACCCUGUCUCUGUGUUAUUUAAUACGCUGGUGAAUUUGCUUACUUUGAUGUACUUACCCUACAAUAAAGUGUUGAUUAUGAAGCA